ACCACAUGCACUCUUCCUCUCAUUACUACUGCUUCACUCAUUUGAUCCUGUCCAGAUGUCAUGACGUUCCGAUGCUAUGCCCAUGCCGACAACACGCGCGAGUACAUCAUGACAAGUGAUGCCAAGCGCAUCAGCUCCUACGACUUUAUGCUCGUCUUUCUCUGUCUCGGAAUCGUCAAUACCCUGGGUACUACAUAUACAUGCUACGCAGUGGUCACCCUUUUGAUCGUCUCGCGGAUAGUCGUCAAGCUAUUUAUGGUCACAGAAGAAACGAUACUGGUCAUAAGGGAUGUCGGUGUUCAGGUUAAGACUGUAUACCUUGGAGGCAGGAGUUCUUCUCGAUUCAUUGAUCGGUCCAAGAUCUCGGAUAUCAUCAUCAAUGAGGCCAUUACCAUGAUGCAUAUUCGUGUCUACAUGGCGAUCAUUGUCGAGGGCGAGGACAAAAUGGUCGUCGUCUUUCAGCACCUAUUGCCGAGACUGAAUGUGGUGCUGCAGGCGUACCAUGGGGCGAGGUCUAUCAUCUUUAAUGAAAAGGACAAUUCGGACGUUCCGCUCGAGUUCUCGUAGCACAAGAGACGCUUCACAGGAUGCAUCAUAGCAUCACAAGGCCGAUGAAGGAUGUACAUGAGAUAAAGAACCUCCAAUAAACCAGCUGCGGAUCAAAAGUACAGCACUCUGUUCAAACUUCCGGCGGCAGCAG
Messenger RNA from Gamsiella multidivaricata, 700 nucleotides. Its product is annotated as GPI-GlcNAc transferase complex, PIG-H component-domain-containing protein. Gene Ontology annotation, cellular component: glycosylphosphatidylinositol-N-acetylglucosaminyltransferase (GPI-GnT) complex. Lineage: Eukaryota; Fungi; Mortierellomycota; Mortierellomycetes; Mortierellales; Mortierellaceae. The record is from RefSeq and is a predicted model, not a curated record. Gene Ontology annotation, biological process: GPI anchor biosynthetic process. The coding region runs from base 61 to 567 and encodes 168 amino acids. The transcript has 4 exons.